GAAAAAUGUGAUAGUUGAAUAAGAUGGGAUCCAACAAGAGCAUAGCGGUACAGAAUGUAAUAAUUUGUGAAUGAUUUUUUUUCUAAGGACGUGAAUAGAAGAGUUCUUAAGAAAGGCAAUGGCUUAAACAUCUUGUACAUUUGUGGCUCUUGAUUAUUACUGCUCCUUGAAGAUUGAUAAAUUUGAAAUUCAUCAGUUAAAAAAAUGGAAGAACUUGAUGAACCUGAUCAGUCUAUCUCAGGAAGGAGGCAAGAAAUUCGAAAAAGAAGACGCCCUAGCCAACCAAUGGUAGACAAAUCCUUGCAAACUGAAGUGAUAGAGAAAAAGAAAUCCAUGGCCACAGCACAGUCAUCUGUCCCCAAAGCAACCUUGAAUAUUGUUAGUAGUACUGUAAGCAAAGGCAACUACCCUGAGUGUCAUACAAUAUCUUGUCAACUUGAGCAAAGCUGGAAAAAGAGAAAACAUGGACAGGAAAUGGCUGAUAAAUCUCUGCAGACAGACACCAUCAUAAAAGAGGAAAAAGAAAUCAAUUUAGUUGAUAAAAAAGUGGUACCUGAAGAAAAGCCAGUUGGCCCUGGGGAAGCAGCCUCACUUCAGUCAAAAAUAGACAGAUCUCAGCAGACCAUUUGUACUGGAGACAUGCCGAACAUUCUCCUAGUAGAAAAAGUUGACAGAGAACAACAGACAUCCUUUGGUGAAAUUCAAGUAAUUGUUAAAUCUAGCUCAUUAACUCAGGACACCAAAAAAGAUACUCCAGUACUUUCAAAAGAUGGAUCUAGGCCAGAGGUAACCAUAUCUGUUGAAAAAGUUUGCUCUGUUCUAAAGAGGGCUUCUGCUGAAAUAGAGGCCCUACCAACAGAAGUACAGCCUCCCGCUGCUGGAGAGAUCCCUGAUGAAGUACAGCCUCCAGCUGCAGGAGAGGUCCCCACUGAAGUACAGCCCCCAGCUGCAAGAGAGGUCCCCUCUGAAGUAGAGCCUCCAGCUGCAGGAGAGGUCCCCUCUGAAAUAGAGCCUCCAGCUGCAGGAGAGGUCCCCUCUGAAGAACAGCCUCCAGCUGCAGGAGAGGUCCCCUCUGAAGAAGAGCCUCCAGCUUCAGGAGAGGUCCCCUCUGAAGUAGAGCCUCCAGCUUCAGGAGAGGUCCCCUCUGAAGUAGAGCCUCCAGCUGCAGGAGAGGUCCCCUCUGAAGAACAGCCUCCAGCUGCAGGAGAGGUCCCCUCUGAAGAAGAGCCUCCAGCUUCAGGAGAGGUCCCCUCUGAAGUAGAGCCUCCAGCUGCAGGAGAGGUCCCCUCUGAAGUACAGCCUCCAGCUGCAAGAGAGGUCCCCUCUGAAGAACAGCCUCCAGCUGCAGGAGAGGUCCCCUCUGAAGUAGAGCCUCCAGCUGCAGGAGAGGUCCCCUCUGAAGUACAGCCUCCAGCUGCAGGAGAGGUCCCCUCUGAAGUAGAGCCUCCAGCUGCAGGAGAGGUCCCCUCUGAAGUACAGCCUCCAGCUGCAAGAGAGGUCCCCUCUGAAGUGCAGCCUCCAGCUGCAGGAGAGGUCCCCUCUGAAGUACAUCCUCCAGCUGCAGGAGAGGUCCCCUCUGAAGUACAUCCUCCAGCUGCAGAAAAGGUCCCCUUUGAAGUACAGCCUCCAGCUGCAGGAGAGGUCCCCUCAGAAGUACAGCCUCCAGCUGCAGGAGAGGUCCCCUCUGAAGUAGAGCCUCCAGCUGCAGCAGAGGUCCCCUCUGAAGUACAUCUUCCAGCUGCAGAAAAGGUCCCCUCUGAAGAAGAGCCUCCAGUUGCAGGAGAGGUCCCCUCUGAAGUACAUCCUCCAGCUGCAGGAGAGGUCCCCUCUGAAGUAGAGCCUCCAGCUGCAGGAGAGGUCCCCUCAGAAGUACAGCCUCCAGCUGCAGGAGAGGUCCCCUCUGAAGUACAGCCUCCAGCUGCAGGAGAGGUCCCCUCAGAAGUACAGCCUCCAGCUGCAGGAGAGGUCCCCUUUGAAGUGCAGCCUCCAGCUGCAGGAGAGGUCCCCUCUGAAGUACAGCCUCCAGCUGCAGGAAAGGUCCCCUCUGAAGUACAGCCUCCAGCUGCAGGAGAGGUCCCCUCUGAAGUACAGCCUCCAGCUGCAGGAGAGGUCUCCUCUGAAGUACAGCCUCCAGCUGCAGGAGAGGUCCCCUCUGAAGUACAGCCUCCAGCUGCAGGAGAGGUCCCCUCUGAAGUACAGCCUCCAGCUGCAGGAGAGGUCCCCUCUGAAGUACAGCCUCCAGCUGCAGGAGAGGUCCCCUCUGAAGUACAGCUUCCAGCUGCAGGAGAAGUCCCCUCUCAAGUGCAGCCUCCAGCUGCAGGAGAAGUCCCCUCUGAAGUACAUCCUCCAGCUGCAGGAGAGGUCCCUGCUGAAGUACAGCCCCUACCAGCUGAAGAGGCCACAGCUAUAGCAGAACCCAGCUUUGCAGAGGGGACCUUGGCUAAGGCAGCCAUUACAACGGCAGAGGCCUCUGGUGACACGCGCGCUCCCUCAGCUAAAGAGCUGCCUUUAAUAGAGUCUUCACCAAUGGAAGAGUCUCUUUUAAGAAAACAUUAUGAUCAAGUGGGGCAUCCAUCAGCUGAAUUAGUUCUUUUAGAAGCUUUUCCUGAUGAAAUUCAGCUUCCACUGGCAGAAAAGCCUCAAGUUGAAGUAUUGCCCCCAAUAGUUGAAGAUGCCCAUGAAGAAAUUUUAACUGUAGUAGAGCCUACCAUGGUUGAAGAGACCCCUGCUAAAGUUCCAUCAGCUGAGGAGGGUCCUAUGAAAGAGGCCCCAGGUGAAUUUCAGUCUCCACCUGUUAAGGAGGCACCUGCAGAAGAGGUUCCUGCUCAGGAUCAGCCUCUACCAGGUAAGGAUUCUCCUCUAGAAAAGAAACCUGCUGAAGUUCAGUGUCUACCUACUGAAGAGGUUCUUUCAGAAGAGGCCCAUGCUGAAGUUCAUUCUCCAACAGCUCAUGAGGCUCCUACAGAAGAGGUCUCUGCUAGAAUUCACUAUCAACCAGCUAGGGAGGCUCCUUCAGAAGCAACCACUAUUGAGAUCCCUACACCUGCUCACAAAGCUCAUGCAGAAGAGAAUCUUGCUGAGAAUUUUGCAGAAGUAGCUCCUUCUCAAGUUCAAAGUCACCAAACUGAGAUGACCUCUGUUCAAGUUCAGCAUUCACCAUCUGAGGAACUUCCUGCAGAAGAGGACCCUGCUGGAGUCCAGUCUCCACCAGCUGACAAGGUGCCUGCAGAAGUGGCCCAUGCUGAAUUGAACUUUGCACCAGCUGAUGAGGCUCCUCCUCAAAAGGUAACUCAUAACUUUUGGUCUCCAAUAGCUGAAGUCUCUACAGAAGCCUAUUCUACAUCAAUUGAAGAGGCUUCUAUAGAAGACAUCAAAUCUGAAGUUGAGCAUCCACCAGCAUUGGCCUCUGAAAAAGAGGCCCUUUCGCUUUUGCAAUGAGGCUCCGACAGAAGAGAUCCCUUCUGAGGUUCAGCAACCACCAGCUUAGGAGGCUCCUGCAAAAGAGGUGUUUGCUGAAGUUUGAGCUCUACCAGUUGAGAUAGUCUAUUAAGAAGAGGCCCUUGCUGAUAAACAUGCUUUAUUAUCUGAUGUACUUUCUACUGAAGAAUUUCCUAUGCAAGAGAUGCAGGUUGAAAUUUUACUGCUAUUAUCUGAACAAGACCCUGCAUAUGAAGCUAUGGUAGAGAGUAUCUCUAGUGAAUCUCAGCCUCCUCAGGUAGCAGUUGCCUCAGACAAAGCAUUGGAUCAAUUAUUUUAAAAGAUGUUACAAAACUUGAAUAAAUGCUUCUCAUUCCUGAAGCUGUAUCUAAUUCUAAAAGCAAGCAGGUUUCUACUAUCAGAAUAGAUGAUGCCAUUCAAAUAAAAUAAAAAAAAAACUGCUGAGCUGACGUUGUUCCUAAUUAAACUAAUGGU
Messenger RNA from Cavia porcellus (domestic guinea pig), 3912 nucleotides. It is a transcript of the gene Fscb, whose product is annotated as fibrous sheath CABYR binding protein. Bases 205 to 3438 code for a protein of 1077 amino acids. The record is from RefSeq and is a predicted model, not a curated record. Gene Ontology annotation, cellular component: sperm principal piece; sperm fibrous sheath. Gene Ontology annotation, molecular function: calcium ion binding. Lineage: Eukaryota; Metazoa; Chordata; Mammalia; Rodentia; Caviidae. Gene Ontology annotation, biological process: negative regulation of protein sumoylation. The transcript has a single exon.